Molecule: messenger RNA, 1271 nt
Organism: Penaeus monodon (black tiger shrimp)
Lineage: Eukaryota; Metazoa; Arthropoda; Malacostraca; Decapoda; Penaeidae
Product: nephrin-like
Exons: 7
Coding region: 7-1128 (373 amino acids)
Source: RefSeq, a predicted model, not a curated record
GCAGACAUGAAGACGGUGUGGGUGGUGUCCGGAGGCCGGGCGGAGUUGCCCUGCGUCCCUCGCACUCAGUUCCCGGAUGACCAGCCUGUCCUCGUCCUGUGGUAUCGCUCCAGCAAGACGCGCCCAGUCUACAGCUACGACGCGAGGGUUGGCGACUUCACUGCGGGCGUGCGAUGGACAGACCCGGAGACACUCGGUGGGCGUGCUUACUUCACCGUCAUCUCCGAGCCGCCCUCGCUGGUGCUGGAGCCCGCCCAUCCCCAAGACGAGGGCGUGUACACCUGUAGGGUUGACUACCGCUUGUCGACCUCCACCAGGACGAACGUCAACCUCACCGUCGUCAUCCCCCCCGGCCCGCCCAUGGUGAUGUGGCGAGGGCAGCGCGUGGUGGGCGCCGUAGGGCCGCUGACGGAGGGCGAGAGAGUCGACCUGACGUGCCGGAGCGUGGGUGGUCGCCCUCAGCCUGUCCUUACCUGGUGGAGGAAGGGCAUGCGACUGCCGCUCCUGACGGUGAACUCUACGACGGAUUCCGUUACUGGAACCUACGCCGUGGAAGCUACCCUCACUCUGACGGCGUCGAGGGCUGUUGCCGGCGUGGACUUCACCUGCCACGCCUACACGCCCACGGAACUCCACGGGGACGACGGCUCAGCAAUUGUGCAGCCUCGGACAGCCACCAUUUCGCUUAAUGUCACGCUGCCUCCUAUGGAAGUUCGUAUCCUGAGCUCCGAGCACCCCGUCGCCGCCGGCAGGAGCAUCCGGCUGGUGUGUCGCGCCGUGGGCUCCCAUCCGCCCGCUCACCUCUCCUGGUGGAGCGGUACCUCGCCCCUUCGUCAGGUAGUCCGCGCGAUCGAGGACGCCGGUAACGUAACGACUGCAACCCUGAACAUACUGGUGGAGAGACAGCACGACGGCACGACACUCAGGUGCACGGGAAUCAAUCCGGCUCUCCCCCACUCGCCGCUGACGGAUACGUACAAGCUGACGGUGUACUACGCCCCCGUGGUGGGCCUGCGCCUGGGCCGCGCGCUGACCCCGCGGCUCAUCAAGGAGGCGACGACGUGUACUUCGAGUGCGACGUGCAGGCCAACCCGCCCUUCCACCGCGUCGACUGGUUCCACAACGUGAGUCGCGCCCGGGGCUCUCCCCCCGCGGCUCUCUCCUCGUCUUCUCUCUCUCUUUCUUGUUCUUUCGCUGUCGCUUGCUCUGCCCCUUCCUCUUUCUCUUUCCUUUAUCACUUUCGCUUCCUUUAUCCCUUCCUCCUUCUCUUU